Messenger RNA from Anthonomus grandis grandis, 658 nucleotides. Its product is annotated as AP-1 complex subunit sigma-2-like. The transcript has a single exon. Gene Ontology annotation, molecular function: clathrin-cargo adaptor activity. Lineage: Eukaryota; Metazoa; Arthropoda; Insecta; Coleoptera; Curculionidae. The record is from RefSeq and is a predicted model, not a curated record. Gene Ontology annotation, biological process: vesicle-mediated transport; intracellular protein transport. Bases 29 to 502 code for a protein of 157 amino acids. Gene Ontology annotation, cellular component: AP-1 adaptor complex; intracellular membrane-bounded organelle; membrane coat.
UUAAGAUUAUAAUUCAAGUCAUAUAAAUAUGAUACAAUUUUUUAUAUUAUUCAGCCAUCAAGGAAAAUUAAGGCUUCAAAAAUGGUAUGUCUCUUAUUCAGACAAAUUAAAGAAAACAGUUACUAGAGAAGUAACAACUAAUAUUCUAAGAAGAAAUUCUAAAAUGUGCAAUUUUUUCGAAUGGACUGAUAUAAAAAUCGUCUACAGGCGGUACGCAAAUCUAUACUUUUGUUGCGGCAUCGAACAAAACGACAACGAACUACUUACCCUAGAAAUUAUCCAUAGGUACGUUGAAAUCUUAGACAGUUAUUUCGGGAGCGUAUGUGAACUGGACGUAAUUUUUAAUUUUGAGAAAGCUUAUUUUCUUCUGGAUGAGCUUUUGCUAGCAGGAGAAAUUCAAGAAACCAGUAAAAAUAAAGUGUUGGAUAUUGUGGGAAUUCAAGAUCUAUUUCAAGAGAAGGAGACACCUCAAGGAGUUUUUAAUGAUAAUGGACUUGGUUAGAAGUAAAUAUUUUUAGGUAUUACAUUUUGGGCAGUUUAAAAAAUAACUUACUUUCUAUUUAAGUUAUGCGUUAAUUAUUGCUUUAGAUGCUUAGUAAUAUUAUAAUAUGUUUAGUAAAGAUCAGUUCCAUUUUCUGAUUAAAAAAAAUCAAUUAUA